CGUGACGCAGACACGCAGCGGGCGCGCCGCGUCAUCUCGACGGCUCCGCGCUCCGCGUUUCAAAUGAGCGAGUGAGCGCAGAGCGGGGGGGCUGCUGCCGCUGCCGCUGCUGCUGCUGCCGCUGCUGCCGCUGAGCUCGCGAGAACCGCUGCCGUCGCUGAUGCUCGGCCCGCUGCUGCUGUUGCUGUUGCUGCUCGCUGCCCCGGGCUGAAAAUCGGGAAUGCGCCUCGCUGCACGAGCGCGCAACGCGAAUCCAUCAAGGAAUUCGUGCGGCGUCACGACGGAGUGGACCACGCGACCGAGUCCGGACAACUAAUUGCUGCUCCGUCUUCGUCAGAAUUACCGCAACCGCCGCCGCCACCACCAUCAUCAUCAUUAGUAUUAUAAUUAUUCACGGAAAUAGGAUCGAGGUGUGUGAAAUCAUUGCUUCGGAGGCAGGGGGGGGGAAACAUUGACCAUCAUCAUCGUUUUCGUCAUUUGGCGCCGUCUCGUUCUCAAGCGAAGACUCCGACCGAGUGGGUUUGUUGCUGAAUCCCAGUUGCGCAUCAACUUUGCGCGAUUUCAAUCCGUCCUCCGAAUUCCUCGCGUCGGUCUAAACCCCGACAAGCCGCGCCUCGACGCAACAUCGACCUCUUCGAAUCGGUUGUUUAAAAAAACGAAAAAUCUAUUCUGAAACAGAAUAACGGGGCUAUCGGGCGGGCCAAUCAAUCCGUGCACUCAAAUUGGUAUCACGAGACACAGAGACACGCACGCACACGCGCGCGCGCGCGCACACACACGCAGACACACACACACACACGCAGACACACACACACACACAGGCGCGCGCAGACGAACUCACUACGCACCACCACCUUUCGAACACUCCGUUAUGUAAUGCGCUUGCGGCCACAGCCGCCGCCGUUCUUCGCCGUGGACCAAGUGGGCGCCUAGAGGAGAGACACCAGAGCGAGGCGAGUCGCCGAAGAAGAAGAAGAAGACGAAGAGGAUGAAGGAGACAUCGACGAUGGAGGAGUCGUCGUCGUCAUCAUCGUCGUCCAUCCAAGGAACAGCCGGGAGGAGGAGGAUGUGGAGGAGGAGUAGGACGAUGAGGUCCUCCUCCUGGUUUCUCGCUGCGGGACUUCUGGUCGUCGUGUCGACGAGCGGCGCGUCGUCUUCGGCAUGUCCGGACGCGUGCAACUGCACCGUGCCCGGCCGACUCAAUUGCAGCCAGCUCAACACCCUGGGAGCCUUCCCCGUGCUCGAGACGGCUCCGGAUAUGGGCAACGUCACAGAGAUAUUGAUUGACAAGCAAGUGACGUCGCUCCAGAGCAUCAACGACAUCGAUGCCGAGUACUACAUCAACCUGCACAACCUGACAGUCAUUAAUUCCGGCCUGCAGUACAUUUCUCAGCGCGCAUUCAAGAACAACAACCUCCUGCAAAACAUUGACCUUUCCAAUAACAAGCUGACAAGCCUCUCUUGGAAGACCUUCCACGGACUCAACCUCUCGAAGCUGGUACUGACGGGGAACCCCUUCCAGUGCUCGUGCGCCCUGCGCUGGCUGCAGCACAUGCAGAGGGCGAACAGGGCCGGCCUGGCGCGCCAACGACUCACGUGCUGGGCGCCCGACCGCAACAUCACCGUCCGCCUCGUCGACAUGCAGAUCAACUACUGCCAACUGCCGGAGGUGAAGUUGGACCGAGAGACGGUGGUGGCGCGGGAGGGCGACGCCGUGUCGGUCACGUGCAACGUGUCGGGACACCCGGCUCCCGUCGUCAGCUGGGACACUCUGGACAUCUCCUCCGCGCAGGUGCCGCAGGUCGACUUGUUGUCAGAGUCGGUUACUGCCCUGCGCCUCUUCAACAUCUCGUGGGAGGACAACGACAAGAUCGUGUCGUGUGUGGCGGAGAACAUCGUGGGACAGACCCAGGCCUCCGUGUACCUCAACGUGCAAUACAAGCCGCGCAUUUUCGCGCUGCACGCACCACAGAGGGACCACGCCUGGUGCAUCCCGUUCUCGGUGCGGGGCAACCCCAUGCCCAAGCUCAGCUGGCUGUACCAGGGCGAGCCCCUCAACGAGUCCGACUUUGUGGCCACGACCUACACGGAGAAGCCGCUGUUCGAGGAGAGUCGCUCGGACGAGAUCCACGGCUGCCUGACCCUCGACCUGGCGUCGCACCACGACAACGGCAACUACACGCUCGUCAUCAGCAACGAGCUGGACCGCGACGUGCGCACCGUCUACGCUCACUUCAUGGACGCCCCAGAUAUUCUUCCAGAUGCUUAUUACGAGGAUGUCACGCAACCGUACAAUGAAAUAUCGCGUGUCGGAGAGGAUUCGUUUGCGGUGUACAUCGCUGUGAGCAUCGCCGCGUUUGUGUGCAUUCUCUUGGCGUCUCUUCUCGUCCUCAUCAACAAGUACAACCUGCGGAGCAAGUUUGGAAUGAAAGGCCCCGUGCCAGCGGUGAUCGGCAGCGAGGACUCGGCGAGUCCCCUGCACCACCACCAUCACCACGGCGCGUCGGGUGGCAGCGGCUCCUCCAUGGACGGCGGCCCUGACACGGUCCUCAUUGGACUCAAGCGCAUCCCCGUGAUCGAGAACCCGCAGUAUUUCCGCGCGACGCCCGCCUUCCUCGACUCGCCCGACUCCUGCUCCACCGUGAAGCACAUCAAGAGGCGUGACCUGAUGCUGAAGAGAGAGCUGGGGGAAGGAGCCUUCGGGAAAGUGUUUUUGGCGGAGUGCUUCAACCUGUACCCAGACAUCGAAAAGACGCCCGUGGCUGUCAAGACCCUGAAAGACCUCAGCGGCGGUGCACGCAAGGAUUUCUACCGGGAGGCGGAGCUCCUCACGAACCUGCAGCACGACCACAUCGUGCGCUUCUACGGCGUCUGCUCUGAGGGCGAGCCGCUCAUCAUGGUGUUCGAGUACAUGCGGCACGGUGACCUCAACAAGUUCCUCAGGUCGAACAGCCCAGAUUCGUCAUUCCUUGACGACACCCCGCGGCGAGGAAUUUACAGCGGGGAGCUCAACUGCACCCAGAUGCUGCACAUCGCUACACAGGUGGCGUCGGGGAUGGUGUACCUGGCCUCGCAGCGCUUCGUCCACCGCGACCUGGCCACCCGCAACUGCCUGGUGGGAGAGAACAUGCUGGUGAAGAUCGGCGACUUCGGCAUGUCCCGGGACGUCUACAGCACCGACUACUACCGGGUUGGGGGACACACGAUGCUGCCGAUUCGCUGGCUGCCGCCAGAGAGCAUCAUGUACCGCCGCUUCACGGCCGAGAGCGAUGUGUGGAGCUUGGGGGUGCUCUUCUGGGAGAUCUUCACCUACGGCAAGCAGCCCUGGUACCAGCUCUCUAACAACGAGGUGAUCGAGUGCGUGUCGGCCGGCCGGGUGCUGGAGCGUCCGCGCGCCUGUCCCAUGGAGGUCUACAACCUCAUGCUGGGCUGCUGGUGUCGCGAGCCGCACAUGAGGCUGGACAUUCGGACCAUCCACGGGAUCCUCCAGGAGCUCAAGGACAAGUCGCCCAUCUACAUCGACGUGCUCGGAUAGGGCGGCAACCGCGCGGCGCUCUCGCGGGCCUUCGAUAAGUAAAGAAAUAGACGGGUGGGAAAAUUUGAGCGCGCGAGAGAACUAAAUUGAAACUCGAACUACGGGAGUGCGUGACAAAGCUUCAGAGAUGCCCCCCUCCCCAUGCCUCCCGCGAUGCCCUCCCCCCCCCCUCUCCCGGUUCGCCACUUUGUUCACCCGUAAUAACGAGGAGAUGAAAGUGGCGUUAAAAAAAAUUGCCCGACGGUUCUCCCACGUGUUUGUAAAGAAAUAUAUGUAAAAAAAAGGCUGCCAAUUAUAUUUAGCUACUUGCCACGAAAAACAGAGUCCUGGCAACGAGAAGUGUUGGGCGGGGAUGAGUGGAAGGGGGGAGUCAGUGGGCGGGAGGGAGGAGGAGGCACGUUAUUUAAUAAUUUGUUUAUUUGUCAAUGGUUGGGGGGGGAGAGAUCUUCAGAGUAAACGAGUUUUAUAAAAAAAAAUCUAAUUCUGGGGGGUGGUGGGGGGAGAGCCUUGGAGGCACCAGAGGAAGAAAAAAAGGUUUUUAAAAAAUCGCAUUUCGGGUCGAUCAGUCCUGAUUAAGUCUCCUUGGCCGAAACGUUUGUUUCUAUAACCCCCCCCCCCCCCCCUAAGCAACGCCGACUUAUCACCCCUCCGUACUCUCCAUCUUGGGGUCACCGGAGCAAAACAGCGACGCAUCGAUCGUGAGUGGGUGGGGGGUGGGGGGGGGAGCAGAACAGAGACGACGAUCACGCGCGCACGCAAGUUCAAGGCCCUGUAAAGCCGUCGUAUAUUUAUUUAGCCACUUGCUCCUGGCCUCUUUUCACAUAGGCCACUCGCUAAAUCAACGUAACAAAAGGGCAUCGCACGCGAGCGGUGGAGGCGCGGAGGUGGUGGAGUAUUCGCGCCGUGCGAAACCUCAACCGGGUCUCCCCGCUGCCACCGUGCGAUACAACAAAAAUGACAGCGAGCAUCCCGCCGUAACCCCGUUCAUGAGAGGGGGACCAUCAUCGCCGUUGGUGGUGUCCGCUCGUCAUCGUUUUAGCUCGGGGGGGGGGGGGGAGGGGUGCGAUCAUCGUUAGCCAGAGCGCGACGCGUAGCGACAUGCCGGAGAGGGUGGCGAGUCAGCUGUAGACGCCACGCAUGCCACCCUGGGUGCCCUUUCGUGGUGUACACUUUAAAUUGGGUCCCCUCCCCCGAUUCUCCGCUCGUCAAAAAACCCGGCACCAACACGUGCGAAAUUGGAAAAAUUGAAACGAAUUAUUGAAUUCAAUAAAUAUCUUAUGGGAAAGGGGGGGGGGGCAAGGAAUGUCAAACGCGCAGGGAGCAGGAAAAAUGUCCUCGUCUUAAUUCCAUCCUCCGUACCACCUCCACCACCCCCCCCCCCCCCCGGAAAUUUCCAAGAUGCAUCAGCGACGUCGAUCGCGCCCGUGAGUAGCCGCGGCGAGUGGCCGGGCACGGGCAGGAGGAAGCGUGCGGCACGCGAUAAAAUCAGCGGCGACUCGCGGAGAACGCCGAUUUCACGGAACAAAAAAGUGGAACCAAUUGGGAAUUGUGCGCUCAUGCGGAGGGCCCAGGUCGCGACGGCGGCCCGCCCGUCCUCCCACCAGCUCAUCCGCCCGCCCGUCCGCCCGCCUCCGGCUGACCCCCUUGGCACUCUCCAAUUCCUCAUGAGAUUAUUUUCUUUCUUAAUAGCGUCCGUCACUUUCCCGGUGGCCGCACGGCCAUCGGAAGGGGUGGGGGGGGGGCGGUGAAGCAGACAGCCGAGCAGACCGAGCGACCGUGGUGAUGCGCGACUUCUUCUCGAUUAGCGUGCAGUCGCCUACUCGCGUGACGGCACGAUGAAUGACGGAAUGUACGGUGGACGCUUACGGGCUACCUGCUCGUGGAUCAUGGCGAUGAAGAUGAUGAUCCGUAA
Lethenteron reissneri (Far Eastern brook lamprey) is the source of this 5447-nucleotide messenger RNA. RefSeq names its product BDNF/NT-3 growth factors receptor-like. Gene Ontology annotation, molecular function: brain-derived neurotrophic factor receptor activity; brain-derived neurotrophic factor binding; ATP binding. Lineage: Eukaryota; Metazoa; Chordata; Hyperoartia; Petromyzontiformes; Petromyzontidae. Gene Ontology annotation, cellular component: axon; signaling receptor complex; plasma membrane. The record is from RefSeq and is a predicted model, not a curated record. Gene Ontology annotation, biological process: multicellular organism development; positive regulation of kinase activity; cellular response to brain-derived neurotrophic factor stimulus.